Molecule: messenger RNA, 4359 nt
Organism: Venturia canescens
Lineage: Eukaryota; Metazoa; Arthropoda; Insecta; Hymenoptera; Ichneumonidae
Product: elongation factor-like GTPase 1
Exons: 4
Coding region: 629-3817 (1062 amino acids)
Biological process (GO): cytosolic ribosome assembly
Cellular component (GO): ribonucleoprotein complex; cytosol
Molecular function (GO): ribosome binding; GTPase activity; GTP binding
Source: RefSeq, a predicted model, not a curated record
CGAGCGGUCUCGCUGUUAUGUCGGUGUACACGAUGUACACAGUGUGCAAACAUAAGACAACCAUUUAAUUGAGUAUUGCAACGAUACUAAAAAGCGUUGGUGAAUAUUGAUUAAACGAUAACAAUCUCCACAAUUGAGUCUUUCAUUCAUCAUAAUUCAAGUUUUAAAUCAAUGCAAAAAUAGUUCUGCAACGUCGUAGUCAAAGUUUUGAAAUUCACCUAACCUCAACAUUUUCAUAGCAAGUGUCAAACCACGUUUUUUCCUCUUUCUACUGAUCCGUGAACCAAAUUUGCUGUGAUUCCACGAUUAUAGGAAGGAAUAGUGUGAACUUUUUUGUGUCUGUUUUUUGACGAAGGAAUCUUUCAAUAAAUAUACAAGAUCGGUCGUAAAUGGACGGUGGUGAUGGUUUGCUAUUCGCGGGCGAUGCAAAUCGAGACAUUCGUGCGGGUAUUUAGCGAACGUUACGCUCUGUGGAAACAAAACAAAGUGAAAUAGUGUUCCUCGAAGUUUGAUUCUAUUUUUUUUUCCCCUAUUGUUUUUAGAGUGACAAGUGCCUUUGUUGUUUUUUUGAGCCUGGUGAACAGAUUUCAGUAUCGAAAUCCAGAAGUUAUAAUAUUGGAGUAAGAAAAUGAGGCUCAUCGGUAACGAAAAACUUGCAGAGCUUCAGCGAGAUGCAAAGAAUGUAAGGAAUAUCUGUAUUUUGGCACACGUCGAUCAUGGGAAAACCACCCUGGCGGAUUCUCUGGUCGCGAGCAAUGGAAUAAUAUCGAGCAAGUUGGCAGGCAAGUUGAGGUACCUGGACAGUCGUCCAGAUGAGCAACAGAGAGGUAUAACGAUGAAAUCGAGUGGUAUCGCAUUGGGUCAUCGCUAUGAAGAAAGAGAAUUUCUCAUAAAUCUCAUAGAUUCGCCAGGCCACGUGGAUUUUGCUUCUGAAGUAUCAGCAGCUGUGAGACUCUGUGACGGAGCAAUUGUGGUGGUGGAUGUUGUGGAAGGAGUUUGUCCACAGACCAGAAGCAGUUUGUCCAUGGCUUAUACGGAAGGUUUGAAGCCCGUUUUAGUCUUGAACAAGUUGGAUCGAUUGAUAACGGAGAUGCAACUUUCGCCGUUGGAUGCUUAUGUGUAUUUAACUCAAAUUCUUGAGCAGGUAAACGCAGUGAUGGGGGAAUUAUUCGCCAGUGAUUUGAUGGAGCGUGAAGAUAAGGAAGAGUUGAAAAAUCAUGGAACGGAGAACUCUGCGAUUGGAGAUGAUUGGCAAUCUGCACUGGAAGAGGUGGAUGAUUCGAAUCUUUAUUUUUCACCAGAGCAGGGAAAUGUGUUAUUUGCUAGCGCGGUGGACGGUUGGGCUUUUGGUGUUGGAGAAUUCGCCAGAAUCUUUGCUAAAAAAAUGGGUUUUAGCGAACGUGUAUUGCUCAAAACACUCUGGGGCGAUUAUUACCUGAACUUGCGUGCUAAAAAGAUAAUGAAGGGUGCAACGGAGAAAGCAAAAAAGCCUCUUUUUGUUUCACUCAUUUUAGAGAAUCUGUGGGCCGUUUAUGAUACUAUAUUGGUGCACAAGGACCGGGAUAAGAUCAUUGGGAUGACGGAGAAAAUGAAUAUACAAUUGACAACAAGAGAUUUGAGAUUGACCGAUGCAAAGGCUCAAUUGAAAGCAAUUUGUUCGCAAUGGUUACCACUGGCUGAGGCAUGCCUCAAUGUUGUUUGUGAAAAGAUUCCAUCACCGAUGGCACUCAACGAAGAAAAGAUUGAGAGGCUGAUGAGCGGCAACACCGAUUUUUCUAGUUUCCCUCCUGAAACGAAAGAGCUCAAAGCAGCUUUUUUAGCAUGCGAUCCUUCUGAAGAAGUGCCUACAAUAGCUUUUGUCUCCAAGCUGUUUAGCGUUGAGAAAAAAAGCCUUCCGGAGAAUCGAACAAAACCGCUGACUCAAGAGGAGUUGGAGGAGCGAAGGGAGAGAGCCCGUUUGAGGCAUGCAAAAAAACUGUCCAUGGAACCUGCGGAAGAAGGAGGACCCCAUGGAUCACAGGGGAACGAAGCAAAAAGUAUGGAGAGCGAAAUAAAAGAAGAAGAGCCAAAAGAGAUGGACGAAAUAGAAGAAAACGUGUUGGUUGCUUUCGCCAGAGUUUAUUCAGGCACUGUCCGACAGGGUCAAGAUCUUUUUGUCCUUGGACCUAAACACGAUCCUAGAAUAGUCUUAGAAAAACAAAAAAAUGGGGAAUUGCCUGAACCGCCUAGUUCUCUCCGCGACCUUGCUCCGGGCUGUCACAUAACCAGAGUAAAAAUAUCGAAGCUCUACAUCCUGAUGGGUCGUGAAUUAGAGACGAUCGACAGUGUUCCAGCUGGAAACGUUUUUGGUAUAGGAGGUUUGCAAGAUCACGUGUUAAAGACAGCGACCAUUUCGAGUUGUCUCGCUUGCCCAGCUUUUUCAGAGCUCACUGCCCUCGUCGUUCCUAUUCUUCGAGUUGCUCUCGAACCCAAACACUCAGGCGAUCUACAGAAAUUGAUCGCUGGUCUUAAGCUUCUGAAUCAAGCGGAUGCUUGUGCCGUGAUGCACAUUCAGGAAACCGGGGAGGUCGUUCUCAAUACAGCUGGUGAAGUACAUCUCGAAAGAUGCCUCGAAGAUUUGAAGCUCCAUUACGCCAAGGUGGACAUCAAUGUCUCCGAGCCCAUCGUCUCGUUUCGAGAAACCGUCGUUCCACCAUCCAAAGUCGACAUGACCAACGAAGCGAUUGAGAAAAAGACUGAGGAAUCGAGCAUCGAAACUUGGACAGCUAAUCGUCAAUGUUGCUUCGAAAUAGACGCGAAACCUCUGCCUGAAAAGGUCACUAAAUUACUCGAGGCCAGUUCCAAUCUCAUAAAACAAUUGGAUCUUCAUUGGGAACGUUGCGGUAGUCGAGAAAUGAAAAAUUUCGAGAAAAACAAUGAGCAUCGAGCUGAGACCAGCGAAUCGGGGCCAGAGGACGAUUCUAUGACUGAUAAAACACGAAAAUCCGUCUGUCAUUUUAGAAACGAAAUGAAAGAAGCCUUCAAAGAGGCUGACUGGCCCGAUGUCGUCGACAAAAUUUGGUCCUUCGGACCAAGAAAAUGCGGCUCCAAUAUUCUCGUCAAUAAUACCGAUUAUCAACGCAAUUCCGUCUGGGAACGACCCUACAAAUCCAAUGAUCCACGAGCCGUUUAUGAUAGCAGCAUCAUCAAUGGAUUUCAAUUAGCCACUCUCGCUGGACCACUCUGCGAAGAGCCUAUGAUGGGAGUCUGCUUCAUUCUCAAUCGCUGGCAAAUCUUUGAAUCUAAUUCUGACAAUCCUGUGCAAAGCCAUGCCACCCAUUUAGGUGGACAACUUAUGUCUGCGUGCAAAGAAGCUUGCAGGAAAGCUCUUAAUCAGCGCAGGCCUCGACUCGUAACUCCCAUGUACUCGUGCAGCGUUCUUGUCAACUCGGACGUUCUCGGCAAAUUAUACGCGGUAUUCGGGAGAAGACAAGGUCGGGUAAUAGCUGCUGAGAGUGCAUUGGGUUUCGGUGGUCACUUCCGAGUAUUGGCGACACUUCCUGUACCUGAGAGUUUCCAGCUAGCCCGAGAACUGCGAACGCAAACUUCCGGUCUUGCCACUCCGCAGCUCGUGUUCAGUCAUUGGGAGGUCAUCGAGCAAGAUCCUUACUGGGUACCGUCGACGGAAGAGGAAUAUCUUCACUUUGGUGAAAAAGCAGAUAGCGAAAAUCGCGCCAAGAAAUACAUGGACGCGGUUCGUCGUCGUAAGGGACUUCCGGUUGACUCGCAGCUCGUAACUCACGCUGAAAAGCAGCGAACUCUUUCCAAGAAUAAAUGAUUAUAUAAAUUAUUUUUUAUUAACUCUAUAUUAUAUUGUACGGAUUUGUUAUUACGUAAUUACGAAAAAAAAAAAAAAAUAGAAAAAAAUACGAGCGCUGUUACUAUCUUAACGUUUUUACUAUUGUGAAGAAGGAAACCUUUUUCUUUUCGUCGUCUUUGCUAAUCCUUCAAAUCCUACUUCCUGCUUUUUUUUUUUUAUCGUAACCGGAAAUUCUCAACAGUCGUUUUCAAGCGAAAUUCAAUUUACUUUUCGAUUUUUAUUUUCUUUUUUCUCCAGUUGUCGAGUCUACAGUUUUCUUUUUUCUAUAUUCUGAAAUAUAUUCUUAGAAAUUUUUUCAACGAUUUGCGUCGUAGAUUUAAUUGAUCAACGCAUUGACUUUUCAAUCAAUGAACGGAAAUUGUCAGUGAACGUUUAUUCAACAGAAAAUAAUUGAGCCACAAAUCGUGAUGAAAUUUAAGGAAGUUGAGGCCGUACAGUCAUUUUUUUUACCCAAAAGUUAUGACCUGUACCUUUCAAAAGUUAGACCAGUUUACAGUUUG